CCUUUACCUUAUUCAAAGAGUUGAGACUAACAUUAACACGCGUGUCUUAUGCGUUAUGGAUAUAUUAUCAAUUACAGUGCGUAGUAUGUAAAUGUGGGACAGUUCGUUAUACAGCAAACACAGCAAUGAAGUUUUUCUUUCGGUGCUUAGUCGUGGCAUUGGUGUUUGCAUUCGCUGGCUACCUUGCACGAUUAUCUCGAAUGACAAACAUUUCCAAUGAAGUUUUUGUCCCGCCAGCCAUUAAAGAGCUCAGUCCGUCCGUGAAAUCACCGCUGGUAAUAUCAGUGUGUGAAUCUCCGAAUGGCGAUGAUACUGAUGACAGCCUCGGAUUCACCGACGAGGACACCGAUGCAACCUACAGUAACAGGCUACGCGGUUCGUGGGCUAGACAGCGCUCACAGAUGACAGCGAUGUUUAAAACGCUCCUGUAUUUUAGCAAGGCUCCGAUUUGGCGCAUUAUAGUUCUCACAGACACGAUGGCCACCUUCAAAAAAGUUGUGAAAAUGACUAGCGCGUUUCCACGGCAUCAGAAGGAGCGGUUACGUUUCGAACGCCGAGAGCAAUGGUUCCCACAUGGUUAUCCUGAAAUCACAACUAAUUGGCGACCUUGUGCUUGGGCAAAGCAGUUUUUAGCCGAAGCCCUUCCCGAAGAAGACGCUGUUGUCUUUAUCGACACAGAUCUAAUUUUCUUGGGUCCAGCCGAAGAACUAUGGCAGGUUUUCGAGUUGAUGACGCCUCCCCGCGCGGUCGCCUUGGCCCCUGAAUCCAAAUACAUCGAGGAAUCUCCUCCGCGAGACUACGCGGGCACCGUGGGAAUCAACACGGGCAUCAUGAUCGCCAACCUCACUCGCCUAAGACAGCUCCCGGGAGGAGGACUCGGGACCGCCAUCAUCGCCGAGGGCGCUUUCCUUCCGCUCCCUCGCCAUGACCAGGACGCGCUCAACCACUUUCUAAAACCGAAGCCUCACCUAAUGCUGGAGCUGUCAUCGCGCUGGAACUUCCUCCCGUCGUCGUGCAUGACCCGAGUCCAGCUCUGCCCGGACUGCGUCUCAGCCGGCAUAUUGGCUCUACACGGAGCUGACAUGACCUUCUUCAGAUACGUCGAUGUCAAAUUUAAGAUGAUGUAUGCAAAUCUACUCGAACUCAAUUUCGACGAAGCUCCAUCUGCUCUGCUCGCCCGUAUUCAAGCUCAACUCAACCUCCUGGACAGCGGACGACUCAUAUUUCCGUGUAGUAAUUAUACUGGAUUCAACCAAGCACUGACAUACGGCCUCGCCCGGUUGUAAGGCGUCCGUAAUGUUGUUAUAUUUUCAGUAUGUCUUAGGCUUGCUCAUAAGACGUCCUUGAAGUCUGUAGUUUUCUUUAGACUGUUUUAGGCCUACACGAAAAAUAUUCACAACCUCUUUAGUUUUGUCCAGACUGGCUUAGAUCUACUCCACACAAAUGGACUUUUUCCAAGUGAAUUGGGAAUCCAUUACGUCGGAGACUCUGUGUGAGAGGAAUCAUUUAAAAAUAAUGACUGUGAAACGCGUUUAA
Messenger RNA from Penaeus monodon (black tiger shrimp), 1536 nucleotides. RefSeq names its product glucoside xylosyltransferase 1-like. The coding region runs from base 126 to 1286 and encodes 386 amino acids. Gene Ontology annotation, molecular function: UDP-xylosyltransferase activity. NCBI's taxonomy places the organism in Eukaryota, Metazoa, Arthropoda, Malacostraca, Decapoda, Penaeidae. Gene Ontology annotation, biological process: protein O-linked glycosylation via N-acetylgalactosamine. The transcript has 2 exons. The record is from RefSeq and is a predicted model, not a curated record.